Molecule: messenger RNA, 1977 nt
Organism: Effrenium voratum
Lineage: Eukaryota; Dinophyceae; Suessiales; Symbiodiniaceae
Source: the annotation of a GenBank genome assembly
AUGGCCCAUGCAGUGCGUCUUCCAUCCAGCCGCGGCAGCCAUUCGCAGCCCCUGCUGCGGAGCCGCUCGGCGCCUGCUGCGCUGGCGCGGGAGGGCUGCUGGAACUCCUCCAAGGAGCUGCUGCAGAAUGUGCUCACGGCGCUCUUGGCUCUGCUGCUCCUGCUGGGCAUGAUCGCUGCCUGGAAGCAGAGGCACACGGUGAAAUCGGUCACCCAGGACUUCGUGAUGCACAUGCUGGACCUGAAGCCGGCCGAGGCCGGGGCGCUGAUCUUCGCGGCCACCGCCGCGGCCAGCGUGCUGUGCCUGCCCUCCUUCGGCUUGUGGCUGGGCGCCGGGGUGGUUUUUGCCCACAUCUACCACAACGACGUAUUUGCGAGUGCCUGCGCAGGCACUUUGGCGACCUUCAGCGGCUUGGUGGUGGGAGGCCUGGCGGCCUUCAGCCUAGGCCGCUGCGCUUGCCGGCGCUGCAUCACCAAGAGGCUGCAGCAUCUCGAGUGGGUAGAGGUGCUGAAUGCCAUUGUGGAGGAAGAAGGCUGGAAGUUCGUGCUGAUUGCGCGGAUGAGCCCGGUACUUCCCUUGGAGGCCUUCAACUACGCCUGCUCCAUUACGUCCCUGAGCACGGCGGGCUACAUCAUCGGAUGUCUGGGAUCCUUGCCCAUCACGGCCUUCUGGGUCUGGAUGGGGGCUUCGGCGGAGUCCUUUCGGAUGAGCUCGGACGAUCCAGACGUUGGCCCCGGCAAAGUUCGGAAGCCUGUACAUACAACUUUGGUUUUCGUAGUCAUCAAUGUGGUGGUCAUCUGCCUGCUCUUCUUGCUGGUUCGCACCUCCACCAAGAGGUACCAGCGCAUCAUGGACCAGCGCAUCCCUGCCAUGGCGGAGCGGAGGAUAACUCACGCUCCCACCCGCGAGGAGCACCUGGAUUUAGAGGCCUCGAGCCCGGAGACGCCGGACGCGGAGGCCUUGAGGCGCAAGAGAUGGUACGGCUUCGUGGGCAUUCCAACGUCCGCCGCUGGCGCGGCAUGCUCAGCCCCCGGCGCGAGGGAUGAGGCCAACAGUCUUCGGCGCCGAUCUUCGGCGGCGUUCGGCGGGAAGCGAUGGCGCGCGGCCGCGCGCAAAUCGGAGCCUUCUGCCGAGGCCCCCGCAGAGUGGCCGGGCGCGGUGAGCGCGAAGUUCACGGACAAGCUCACGGGGUUGCCCUUGCGGCGGAAGCCCAUCGAUGCCCCCUUCAAGUAUGGCGCACAGGAGGGGCUGGCGCGCAACGGCUUCGGCCGGUACUUCACGGAUGAAGAUGGGCUGAUUCCCAAUCAGAUGAAGCGCUUCAUCCCCAUGCCCGAUAGCCAGACCUUGGUAUGGCGGCCUGGCAAACGACCGCUGGCCGAGCCGGGCUUGUCGAACAUCGAGAAGCCCGAAGGCCUGGCGCGGGUGGAGUCCUUCUGCGCCAAGGUCUACACCACUUCAGAGAAGCGCCACAUUCGGCAGUUGGAGUCCAAGGAGGAGAUUCAGGACCGGCCAUGGGGGAAGAGAACGGUCUACCGGGAGAACCGCCUGCGCGCCAGCGACCAACCAGCGCGAGAGAUCGAUAUCACCACGGAGAUGAGGCGCAAGGCCAGAGUGGAAGACCUUCUCUUGCAGCGCAACUUGAUCGAGUGCUACACCCUGGGUGACAAGCAUUACCGGCAGCCAGAGUACGCGCCAGAGUUUUACAAGGCCGGUGGGCUUAUCGCUGGUAGCACCUUCCAUCGCGGCAUGCACAAGAAGACCCAAUCGCGCAGCAGCGCCAGCAUGCUGGUCACAGGGGAAGGUGCCAAAAGACACGCGAAGACGUAUCUGGAAAAGCAGGCUGAGCAGGAGGUUGCGGAGGCGCAGGCGGAGGUGGAGGCCCUGACCGGGUUUUGGGAGCUCGACACCUUGAAGGAGUGUGACAAAACCUACUGCGAGCCACUGGAUUCGGAUGAGGAAGACCUCAAGGCCGCCUAG